Messenger RNA from Habropoda laboriosa, 3146 nucleotides. RefSeq names its product ras guanine nucleotide exchange factor Y. The record is from RefSeq and is a predicted model, not a curated record. Gene Ontology annotation, molecular function: RNA binding. The coding region runs from base 173 to 2725 and encodes 850 amino acids. The transcript has 7 exons. Lineage: Eukaryota; Metazoa; Arthropoda; Insecta; Hymenoptera; Apidae.
GCGAGAAGGAACAGCAGCUUCGCCGGAGGCUGGAAGUCCUUUUGAAGUGGUUGCAACGGUCCUUGGCAGUCCCUGGGCACCCAGGUGACCUCGUGCGAGGCCAGGGUACCUUCAAGCUGCUAGGACAACUUCACGGCCAAGAAACUGAUUUACACGCCAGACUCUCACGAAGAUGAGUUCCGCAUCAACGGGUGGAACUGAGGGGUCUAGCCCAGCCUCUAGCCCUGCCUCAGCUACAAGUCUCACCAUGGCUGCACCAAAAUAUGGUACUUUGGUACCAAAUCGCAUCUUUGUAGGUGGUAUUUCUGCUAAUACCAGUGUAGAAGAACUUGCUCAACUUUUUUCCUCUUAUGGCAAUGUGAAGGCUACAAAAAUAAUUGCUGAUCGUGCUGGUGUUUCCAAAGGUUAUGGUUUUGUCACAUUUGAAACAGAGGAAGAAGCUAAAAGACUUCAACAAGAGUCUGAAUGCAUUGUGUUAAGGGAAAGAAAAUUAAAUAUAGCACCUGCAAUUAAAAAACAACCUUUCAAUAGAUCUUUUGAUGGUGGUUCUGGAUCACCACCUUCUGUGCCUACUAGUACUUACUACUACACAAAUGGUAUGGGUCUGACAUACCAAAAUGGAAUGACAUUUUACAACACAACAGCUCCCACACCAACGACGCAGAUUGCACCACCAACUGAUCCAGCGACCAUCUAUCAAGCAACAGGAGUGUUUGGGCCACAAGCUGCUGGUCAUCAAACUUUCGCACCUGUGAUGUAUCCGUGUCCUGCUCCAUCUCUUUACAUGCCACAACAGUAUCAGUAUUCACCUAUGCCGUACGAGACGUAUUAUCCAGGGGCAGCCGCCGCCGGAGCUUCUCCGUACUUGUAUGCCACUAACAAUUCGCAGAACAACACGAGCGGCGGUAACAGUAAUUCAGGAAGUGGUAACAACGGCACAGGUGCGACCAGUCCACCAACAGGUCCUCCACCGCCGCUUCAGUCUUUGCCUCCACCACCUCCGGCGCAUUUCUAUGCUCCUGCUGCUCCGCCACCACAUCAUCAUCCACCGGUGCCUGCAGGUCCUCCUCCUCCUCAGGUGGACCACUUGUACUAUUCAUUUGCAGCUGGACCCCAUCCACCGCCACCUCCACAUGCGCAGAUGGGAUUAACAGAUCAGCAACUGUUGAUUUACGCCGCCGAUGCUCAAUGCCAGCAAACGUCUUCGUCUGAUGGUCAAGCUGCUCCACAGGAAGAUUCUCGUUCGACAUCAAGCCACUCGGAGCAACCACAUGGUGAAACACAGGCUGCUUCAGGGUCAGCCACACCCCUGGUGUCCUUAAUGCCCGUGAAAUUUCCCAUGUCCGGUCGUUACACCAAUUAUCAUCCAAUCGCGAUACACACCGCUAACUUAUACAGCUCGCAGACCUGUCUGAACGAAACCGACGAUUGCAGUGCGAAUCAGAUGCAUUGCAGGGCGAUCGUCUAUCAUCCGGCAGCGGUAUACAUUCCUCACACUCAUACGCCUCCGUUUCACAACGCUUCCGGUGGUACUAGCCUACUGCCUACACCGCCAUCCGUCUCCCAGCAGAUGUUCGACUCGGCCAAUAAGAAUCAGUGCUUCAAUUCCAGGGAGUACACGAAACCGUCCGGUUCCGUGAACGCCCAAAACAAUUACGCGAAAUCACAGAAUCACGGGAUCGCGUUGUCCCAUCAGAAUCCGUUCGUUCGAGCUCAAAACGUAGGGAACUCACAGUCGUACAAACACAGUAACAUAGACGGAGGUUAUAAGUACACAACGCCGGCGAUGAGCUCGCGGUUCUCCGCGAUGCAGUACAACAAAAAGGCGGCCGGUUCCGGCGUGGGCUCUCCGGCUUACUUCGUAGCACAAAAAUCCACGGAAAGUUACAAUACGGUACAGAAGUCGAACGCGUUUGUGGCCAGUCAGUCGUACAAUUGCGCUAACACGCAAAAAAUGUUCAACACCAUGCCGAAUUUCGAAUACGCGAACGGCCGUAGGGUUAAUAACCCGGUAUGCGGCGGUGAUCAGUAUUUCGAGAACGCGACAAAAUCGGGCAACUAUUCUGUCCGUAAGAACGCUACCAGUUAUCGGAACAACGGUGUAGUCACCGGACAGAUCGAGGGAAGUACCAAUUCUGCCAGUCAAACGAAUGAUAAUAAACACGUGACGACUAAUAUGGAGAAUGAGAAUGGCAGUUCGCAGGGUAUCGCGCAAGCGACAGAGAGCAGUAACUCGGAGAAGCCGGUGAGCCCACCGCCAGCGCCGUAUUCGCCCAUGACACGACCCCUUCCAACUUUGUCACCACCCACCUCCCAGGUCCAGUUCUACGCUCCGGCGCAAAACCGCUAUCAGCCAUCCUUAGCUCCGCCUCAGCAACAGCAUCAACAGCAACAACAGUCGAACACACAACGUCGAUACACCAUCAGUCCAGCGUUGUCAGCGAGCAGCAGAAAACCAACGGAGAAGUACUCGAGCUCGUCAUCUAGCUCUCAGCCAGCUACCACGACGAUGUUACGACAGAGCAAGUACAAGGUGAACGGGAUCAUGCAGACAGGAAGCAAAGUGUCAGAGGACAGUCUCGGAGGAGCUGGGGAUGCUCCACCAGGCGUUGGUAGGAUGCCUAUCACUCCACCAGGAACUCCAAGGACUCAUCCAGGUCAUCCGGCUGGUGAUCAGAGUCAGCUGAGCGACACGUGCCAUCAGAUGCAAGCUCUGAGCCUUUGAACGCACGCUUACAACUGCGCUCGAUUCGUUUUUUCCUCCACCUUCUACUUCUUCUCCUUCUUCUACUACUACUUCUUCUUCUUCUUGUUCUUUCGGUCCUAUCCGUAUAUGUGCGUAAAGACAAGUUAUUAGGUUAGGCGAUUAGAUAGGAUAGAUGCAAACCCGAUUUUGAAGCCGUAUGAAAAAAAGAGUAGAACAAAAAAAAAUAUAUAACAAACAAAGAGAAAACAGGCGUGCCGAUUCACGGACGAUCCGCAUACAUAUUUGUGAAAACUGCAUAGAAGCACGAGCGAACACGAUUUAAAAGGGAAAAAGACAAACAAACAAACUAUUCUCUUCUCUUGUGAUCUCGAUUCCAAAUCCAAAAAUGACGAAAAAAAAAAUAUUGAAAACGAAAGGAAACAAAGAAAAGAACGGGAAA